CGGAAUCUGCUUCAGAGCGUUUAACUUUUUUUCUCGCUUUCAUUCACUGAGAAAAUCAAAAGAACAUAUUUCUGUUUUUGGGUUCGUCUUCUUCAUCUGAGCUUGAAAAAUUUUCAGGAUAAGUGACGAGAAAAUAGAAGGAACAGGUUGUGAGGGGACAUCUGGUUCUUUGUUAAGGUGACGCUUGAACUGAGAAUCCAUUGUUGUUUUUGGGUUUCGAUUUUUUCUAUUUUUCAGAUUUGCCCGUCACGAAAAUGGGCAUUAUUUUGGCAAGAAUUUUGUGGAUUUUGUGGAUAUGUGGGUGGGUUUGUGCGGUGGAAGGAGAUUACGUUCUAUUCAAAGACCCGAAACGGGAGGUGGAAGAUAGAGUUGCAGAUUUGUUGAGUAGAAUGACUCUGGAAGAGAAGAUUGGUCAGAUGGUGCAGAUAGACAGAAGCAUUGCUUCUGUCAACAUAAUGAGAGAUUACUAUAUAGGCAGUGUAUUGAGUGGUGGUGGUAGUGCCCCACUUCCUGAAGCAACUGCUCAGAGUUGGGUUGAUAUGAUAAAUGACUAUCAAAAGGGAGCUUUAUCAAGUCGUUUGGGUAUUCCAAUGAUAUAUGGCAUCGAUGCUGUUCAUGGGCACAAUAAUGUCUAUAAUGCUACCAUAUUUCCGCACAAUGUUGGGCUUGGAGCCACCAGGGAUCCUGAUCUAGUUAAGAGGAUUGGAUCUGCAACUGCACUAGAAGUCAGAGCCACUGGAAUUCCAUACACUUUUGCUCCAUGCAUUGCGGUUUGUAGAGAUCCCAGAUGGGGUAGGUGUUAUGAGAGCUAUAGCGAGGAUCACAAAGUGGUGGAAGAAAUGACUGACAUCAUUCUCGGAUUGCAAGGAGAUCCUCCUCCUGGCUAUACACAUGGAGUUCCAUAUGUUGGUGGCAAGGAUAAGGUUGCAGCAUGUGCCAAGCAUUUUGUGGGAGAUGGUGGGACAACCAGAGGAAUAAAUGAGAACAAUACUAUGAUAGACAUGCAUGGUCUACUCAGCAUUCACAUGCCAGCAUAUGCUGAUUCAAUCUACAAAGGCGUUUCCACAGUCAUGGUAUCAUAUUCAAGCUGGAACGGUGAGAAGAUGCAUGCAAACACCCAGCUGAUCACAGGGUACCUCAAGGGCAUCCUUAAGUUUAAGGGUUUUGUUAUCUCAGAUUGGCAGGGCAUUGAUAGAAUUACUUCACCUCCACAUUUAAACUACACAUAUUCUGUCCAAGCUGCAAUUCAAGCUGGCAUCGAUAUGGUAAUGGUCCCCUUCAACUUCACCGAGUUCAUCAAUGAUCUUACAUCCUUGGUGAAGAACAAUGUAAUCCCUAUGAGCCGGAUUGAUGAUGCUGUCACAAGAAUUCUGUUUGUGAAGUUUACCAUGGGUCUUUUCGAGAAUCCUUUGGCUGAUUACAGCUUUGUCAAUGAACUGGGAAGCCAGGCACAUAGAGACUUGGCAAGAGAAGCUGUUAGGAAGUCUCUUGUGUUACUUAAAAAUGGGAACAAAACCAAUCCUCUGCUCCCACUUCCUAGGAAGGCUUCAAAGAUCCUUGUCUCUGGGACACAUGCUGAUAAUUUAGGUUAUCAGUGUGGUGGAUGGACCAUCACUUGGCAAGGAUUUGAUGGUGACAAAUCCACUAGGGGGACUACGAUUCUUGGCGCUGUAAAAUCUGCUGUUGACCCGAGCACAGAAGUCAUCUACCGUGAAAACCCGGAUGCUGAAUUCAUCAAGUCCAACAACUUUGCUUAUGCCAUUGUUGCUGUUGGUGAAACCCCUUAUGCUGAGACAGCAGGGGAUAGCACUGAAUUGGCCAUGAAGGACCCUGGUCCUGCCAUUGUCACUACAACUUGUCAGGCCGUGAAGUGUGUCGUAGUGCUCAUCUCGGGCAGACCCAUUUUGAUGGAACCUUACAUGUCGUCAAUUGAAGCCUUGGUGGCAGCUUGGCUACCCGGGACAGAAGGCCAAGGUGUCACUGAUGCUAUUUUUGGAGACCAUGGAUUCAGUGGUAAACUUCCUAUAACAUGGUUCAGAAACAUUGAGCAGUUGCCCAUGAGUUAUGGGGAUUCACAUUAUGACCCACUCUUCCCUUAUGGGUUUGGACUUGAAACUGAAUCAGUUUCAAGCAUUGUUGCGAGGUCAACUUCGGGUUCUGCUGCCAGAAGGCCUUGCUUAUUUGUGGUGCUUGUCUCUGUUACAUUCUAUCUGUUUCUCGACGGGUUAAGCCGAGUCUCGCAAAGAUGAAAAGCUACAAUCCUACUUCAUCGGAGUUAGCUUCAGCAGCCUUAGAGGUUCUUAGCAACAUGUUUUCUACUAGUUGUAUCGAGAAAGAACUGAACUACCUCCAUUCUGGUCAGGUUAUGUCAGUCUGAAAAUCGAGCAUUCUUGAAUGUUUACCGGAAUGCUCUCUACCUGGAUAGUUUACAUUCGAAUCUCUAACGUUAUCACGGGAGAAGGCUUUUCGCAUCA
Tarenaya hassleriana is the source of this 2474-nucleotide messenger RNA. RefSeq names its product beta-glucosidase BoGH3B. Gene Ontology annotation, molecular function: beta-glucosidase activity. The transcript is spliced from 12 exons. Gene Ontology annotation, biological process: glucan catabolic process. NCBI's taxonomy places the organism in Eukaryota, Viridiplantae, Streptophyta, Magnoliopsida, Brassicales, Cleomaceae. The coding region runs from base 255 to 2249 and encodes 664 amino acids. The record is from RefSeq and is a predicted model, not a curated record.